ACACAGCACUGAGUGUGAGACCUCGUACAGUCGGCUAAGUCUAUUUAUAGAACUGCCCUGUAAGUGCCUCGCAGGCAGCUUACUUAUCGACGGCUUAGCGAUGACUACACAGAGCGAACAGGGUCACACCACGGCGGGCGCUGGGGAACAAAGCAGUGAGCGGAGGACACAACAUAUUACCAGGCUUGUCUGUGCACCAUGCACGCCAAUAACAUUUUAGAUAUUGUCCGAGUUACACCACGAAACAGAAAACCACAAUGGACACACAAAGAAACUCAGCAUCUCAUCCGGGAAUUCGACAAGCGGAAGCACCUUCUGAGACCUAAACCCGGCGAAGUUGUGUCGUCUGCUUCAAAACACCGCGCUUGGGUGGAGAUCGCACAAGCUGUCAAUCUCACUAACCCCCACGUUCACCGGACCGUAUCGGAGGUACAGAAGAAAUGGCAAAACCUUUGUUUACGUACCAAGAAGGACAAAGAUGGACUUCCUGUGGACAGCUUAUUUAGCGCCGUGACACGGGCAGAUCCAACGUUACUACAAGAACAGCAUGGGCAGCAUCCGCCGGCGCUUUCCUCCAUACAACCACGCCCACUCCUUAUACAGCCGUACCAGUCUGAGGAAAACAGCACUGGUAAUGGCGCUCAUCCUUUGGUCCCUGUCAAGAUUGAGAAGGUGGAUUCCGUGGACGAGAUGAUGCGUACAAACCAUGCGGACAUAUCAACCGAUAGUCGUCCAGAGAGCACCAGAUCUCAGUUAAGUUAUGGUGACGUGGAGUUUAUCAACUCGUCGUCCCAGCCGGAGUACGACAUGUACGCGACAAGUUCGGGCAUCGUGCAUACUGCACACGAACCAGAGUCUAUUGAAUCCGUUCCGACCAUAACACCGACUUCCGAGUCCCCCAGGGGACAAAAACGGAAGGCCGGUAACUUAGACGAUUCCGUGGACACCUUUGCUAGUUACUGUGUAACGGACACGGACCUUGUAGACGUCAGGAGAAAUUUAAUGAUGGCAGAAAUGCAAAAAUACAAACUAGAAUGUGAAAAAUUAAGAACUGAGAAAGACAAACUUCUCCUUGAAACGGAGAAAAUAAUGAUGGAAAAAGAAAAACUUAUGCUUGAGCUACAAACGUUACGAACGACAACGGAAGAGUUCCGUGGAAACCAACACAAGACAGUAUCUCAGUUGGAGAAAGAGAGACAUGCUCUGGAGAAUGAAAAGUUAGUGUUGGAAAUAGAAAAUAUGCGAAGUAUGCACAAGGUGGCCGUGGAGAAAACACAACUGGAGAAACAGAGGUAUUCGUUAGAAAAUGACAAAUUGAAUGUGGAAAUUCAGAAUCUACGCGGGACAAUUAGAACUAGUACCUACUAAGACGACAUGUAAACGCGCAAUCAUCGGACUGGUAAAACUAAAAAAACAAAAACGGUUUUUUGGAAGCAAGUUUCUUUAUUCGUUCAAACUAUAGGACUAAAAUUAUAUUACACACGUGGAUGUUGACCACGUACGAUGUACUAGUGCUCCCUAUACGCUUUGUACGCAUGAUACAUAACAUGAAUUGCGCGAGAGAAACAGGUGCUUCUCUUUUUCACGCGAGUUAAAUAAUUUUGUAUUACGCCAUGAUUAAUGUUUAUGGUUUUGUUAUUAAGGCAAUGAAUUUACAGCUAGAGUAGUUUACAGGUUUUGUUUAUUAGUGUAACAGAAUAAACGUAAUAAGAGAAAAAGAAAAUAUUCUUUGACGUCCUCGCACAUCGUCUUUUUAUCGACUUUUAACUUAACUCCGAAGCUUGUAGCCGAUACAUAGACUUAAACCAAUUCUCAGUGGUAACUCAGAGCACAAAUCUCACUGCUCGACUUGUCAGACAGAUAUUGUCCCUUGCACUCAUUUUGUAUAUUCAAAAUGCGAAGACAAUGGGUACCAAACUAGUAUUCGGUAUAGGAGUUUGUAAUUAAUUAAAGAAUCAAACUUUAUUAAAUUGUUCAUUUAAAACCGACACAA
Messenger RNA from Ylistrum balloti, 1993 nucleotides. Its product is annotated as myb/SANT-like DNA-binding domain-containing protein 4. Bases 199 to 1368 code for a protein of 389 amino acids. NCBI's taxonomy places the organism in Eukaryota, Metazoa, Mollusca, Bivalvia, Pectinida, Pectinidae. The record is from RefSeq and is a predicted model, not a curated record. Gene Ontology annotation, cellular component: nucleus. The transcript has 3 exons.